Molecule: messenger RNA, 2504 nt
Organism: Pseudophryne corroboree (corroboree frog)
Lineage: Eukaryota; Metazoa; Chordata; Amphibia; Anura; Myobatrachidae
Gene: CA7
Product: carbonic anhydrase 7
Exons: 7
Coding region: 111-911 (266 amino acids)
Biological process (GO): regulation of intracellular pH
Molecular function (GO): carbonate dehydratase activity; zinc ion binding
Source: RefSeq, a predicted model, not a curated record
GAGACUGAUGACAGGUAUUGUGUCUGUGAUAUAAAGGCAGCAGGUACAUACCUCAGAGACUGACUCUCUGCUGACUGACUGGCACCCAGUCCUCCCUGCAGCCUGUGACAAUGACUGGCCAGCACUGCUGGGGAUACGGAGAGGAGGACGGUCCCUCUGAGUGGCACCGGUAUUUUCCCAUCGCCCAGGGGGAUCGCCAGUCGCCCAUUGAUAUAGUCGCCAGUAAGGCUGUUUACAAUCCCAGCCUGAAACCGCUGGUGGUGUCAUACGACCAGUGCACGCCUAUCAACCUGUCCAAUAACGGCCACUCGGUCAUGGUGGAGUUUGACGACAAUGAUGAUAAAACAGUGAUCAGCGGGGGGCCACUUAAUGAAUCAUACCGCCUCAAGCAGUUCCACUUUCACUGGGGAAACCAGUGCCAUGAAGGGUCAGAGCACACCGUGGAUGGGAAGUCCUACCCCUGUGAGCUGCACUUGGUUCAUUGGAAUGCAAAAGUGUACCCCACAUUCGCAGAGGCUGUGGCCGCUGCUGACGGGCUGGUGGUGAUCGGCGUCUUCUUGGAAAUUGGAGCAAAGCACCCGGGGCUGAACAGACUGACAGACGCUUUGUAUAUGGUCAGGUUUAAAGGAACCAAAGCACAAUUUGACAACUUCAAUCCUAAAUGCCUACUGCCAGAAAGACUUGACUACUGGACGUACCCCGGUUCCCUGACCACGCCGCCCCUCAACGAGAGCGUAACAUGGAUUGUCCUGAAAGAGACUAUCAAGGUUUCCGAAAAACAGAUGGAACGGUUCAGGAAGACCCUUCUGUUCUCCGGAGAGGAGGAAGAAGAGAGGAUCCACAUGGUGAACAACUUCCGGCCUCCGCAGCCUCUCAAGGGCAGGAAAGUGGAAGCAUCUUUUAAGUGCUGAUGUCACCAAGGACCACAAACUAUCUCGCCAGCCAGAGACUGUUGGCUGACCACGGGGCUCCUCCUCGCACCACGUCCUGCCUUACGCCAUUCUGCCCUCCACCUCUAGACGAGCACUUUCCCACUGAUUUCUCACUGUUACACCUUAAUUUAUAGUUGAAACAUCCUGUUUUAUAAAGAAUGGAAAUGCUGCAACCCCCCACCUUCCCCCAUCCCACCACUGUGGCUGUUUUGUACUGACCCCCGACCCCCACCUGUAGGGCCUGUCCACCAGCCAUCUACCUGUAAUAUAGUUACGCUGCUUGGUUAGGCCAAUCAACGAGACCCUGCUACUGUUGUUGUGACUUGCGUUACACUAUGGCUUACAAAACCUGCACCUGUCGUGGAAACCCAGUUACAUUGGGGUCUAUUCAUGAAGCAGUGAAAACUGUGGAGAAGUGAGCCAGUGGAGAAGAACCAAUCAGCAUUGAAGUAACAUCUAUAAUUUGCAUACUAUAAAAUCAUACAGAGCAGCUGAUUGGUUGCCAUGGGCAACUUCUCCACUGGCUCACUUCUCCACUCUUUUCACUGCUUCAUCAUGAAUAGACCCCCUUGUGAGCUGAACCACUGUUCACUGCUUCUGCAUUACCACGAUGAUCAGCACAGACCAGAAAAUGGUGUCCACCACCACGUGUAAUCCAUAGGUGCACUUUAAUGCAAAGCUAUAGCUAAAAUAAGAUAUAUAUAUAUUUUUAUAUGUUACAAAAAAGGAUUAAUUGUUCACUCUGUAGCUGAUUGCUGAUUGACAGCGACAGCUGUGUUUACUCAUGAAAUCAUGCAACACUUUCUCACUGUACACUGCCAUAUUUCUGAGAAAGUCCAUCCCAUGCCAUUGCCUUUCCUGAGGAGGCCUACUGUAAAUCUUACGAACGUGCACUGCCUCCACCGAACCGGCGGUGACUGCUCAAUGCCGAUUUACCGCUUUAAAAUGGCAGCAGAAGGGCAGGGACAAGCUGGAGGCAUAAUCACUGCAAUAUACUUGACCGGUUCCCAUCGCUCACGUCCCCGCCUUCCUCGUUUUAUUGGUUGAGACUGUGAGAGAAAGGGAGGAGCAGUUCCUGGUGAGAUGGGCUACGGAGCACGUUCGUAUCAUUAUUAGUAGGCAACUAUGCAGAUUUGAGAUAAUCAUUGUAAUUCUUGUUGAGUUACUUGCGUUGGACAAUCAUGCUCCUGAUCACAGUAUGGAUGUUUUGCAGAACAAAUUUAUAGAAUAUUCUAUGUUGAUGUAAUCUGUUCACCUGCAUUGUACGAGUUAUUGGCACCACACAGAGGCCCUCAUUCCGAGUUGAUCGCUCGCUAGCUGCUUUUAGCCGCCGUCGUCUGGGAGUGUAUUUUAGCUUAGCAGAAGUGCGAACUAAAGGUUAGCAGAAUGGCGGUGAAAUUUUUUCAAGCAGUUUCAGAGUAGCUGCAAACCUACUCCUUCCUUGUGAUCACUUCAGACUGUCACUGAUCUGUACAUGCCUUUUAUUAAUCUGUUGGAAAACGCUAAAUUGUAGACACAAUGUUUGUGCAAGACGUAGGCCAAAUAAACUGUUUGUUUUUUAUUUAAAUGCAA